AGCAGCUGCUGCAUUAGAGAAUACGAAUUCAUCGAAUGCAUCUGCACCUAGUAGAGGAGACAACCUCUCCACCUCUUCAGGACAAGCAUCUCCAGGAAAGUCUCCUGCUUCUGUUGGGCAUUUAGUGAUGAAAUUGCGGUGCGUGGAUCCAGAAGGGGCGCCGGUCGAGGGUGUCAAAAUCGAAAGAGCGAAUUACUUUGGUUUAAUUUUAACAUCGUGG
Molecule: messenger RNA, 220 nt
Organism: Amoebophrya sp. A25
Lineage: Eukaryota; Dinophyceae; Syndiniales; Amoebophryaceae
Source: the annotation of a GenBank genome assembly